This is a messenger RNA of Clonostachys rhizophaga, 912 nucleotides long. The record is from the annotation of a GenBank genome assembly. Lineage: Eukaryota; Fungi; Ascomycota; Sordariomycetes; Hypocreales; Bionectriaceae.
AUGGCACCAAUGGACCGAUGUUUGGCCUCAAUGGCCAGGCUGAGCCUCGCGCACCCCGCCAGACCGACUCUUUCGGCAACUUCACGAUGUCUCGCACCGGGACUCCUCCAAACGCAAAGACAGACAUACGCCUCAGUCGUUCGAAUUAGACAAAAAGCAAAGAAGAAGAAGCCCGUGCCCAAGGACUUCAAGCGACACAGACUGGAUAAGACGGAGUUUCCUCAAUUUUCCCUGGUUGAGGCUAUGCGAGUCCUUCGUGCGUACGAGGUCGGCAAGCCCCCCGGUGGUGUCAAGUACGAGCUCAGCGUCAACCUCAAAACCUUCCGCAACGGUCCCGUGAUCAAGAGCAGCAUCCGUCUGCCCAACCCCGUACAGAGCGACUGGCAGAUCGCCGUCAUCUGCCCAGAAGGCAGUGCGAUAGCCAACGAUGCUAUCAACGCCGGUGCCAAGGCUGUCGGCGAGAAUACUCUGUUUGAGGCCAUAAAAAACGAGACCAUCGAGUUCGACAGGCUCAUCUGCCACGAGUCGAGUGAGAAGGCACUGCAGCAGGCCAACCUGGGACGUAUUCUGGGUCCCAAAGGUCUGAUGCCUAAUAAGAAGAUGGGAACGCUUGUGACUGAUGUGGUGAGGUCCAUCCGUGAGUCUGCGGGUGCGGCGGACUACCGUGAGAGAAUGGGAGUCAUCCGCAUGGCGAUCGGACAGCUGGGCCACACGCCUAUCCAGCUGAGGGCGAAUAUCGAGGCCGUGAUGAAGAAGAUUAAGACACAGUGUGCCGAGCUUUCAGAGGAUGUUCCUAAGGAUGUCCACGAGGUCAUUCUUAGCACGACGAAUGGCCCCGGACUGAGCCUCAACGGGAAGUUGAAGAACCUCGAGGACAAGACUGUGCCGGAGGCGGUGUCUGGGCAAAUGUAA